Messenger RNA from Fraxinus pennsylvanica, 912 nucleotides. The record is from the annotation of a GenBank genome assembly. Lineage: Eukaryota; Viridiplantae; Streptophyta; Magnoliopsida; Lamiales; Oleaceae.
AUGGAUUUGGACCAGUGGAUAUCAAAGGUGAAAGAGGGUCAGCACUUAUCCGAAGACGAGCUUCAGCUCCUCUGCGAAUGUGUAAAAGAUAUUUUGAUUGAGGAGUCAAAUGUGCAGCCUGUGAAUAGUCCAGUUACAGUUUGUGGGGACAUCCAUGGACAGUUUCACGAUUUGAUGAAACUUUUCCAGACAGGAGGUCAUGUACCAGAGACAAAUUAUAUAUUUAUGGGAGAUUUUGUUGAUCGUGGUUAUAACAGUCUAGAAGUUUUCACAACUCUUUUACUUCUCAAAGCAAGAUACCCUGCUAAUAUUACUCUUCUACGUGGAAAUCAUGAAAGCAGGCAGCUAACUCAGGUCUAUGGAUUCUAUGAUGAAUGCCAAAGGAAGUACGGAAAUGCUAAUGCUUGGCGUUAUUGCACAGAUGUUUUUGACUAUCUAACUCUGUCAGCAAUCAUAGAUGGAACUGUACUUUGUGUCCAUGGUGGCUUAUCACCAGAUGUUAGAACUAUUGACCAGAUUCGGGUCAUUGAACGAAAUAGUGAAAUCCCCCAUGAAGGGCCCUUCUGUGACCUAAUGUGGAGUGAUCCUGAAGAUAUUGAAACAUGGGCUGUCAGUCCUCGAGGAGCAGGCUGGCUUUUUGGAUCCAGGGUUACUUCUGAGUUCAACCACAUCAACAAACUCGACUUAGUUUGUCGGGCCCACCAACUUGUCCAAGAAGGUCUAAAGUACAUGUUUCAGGAUAAAGGACUUGUAACUGUGUGGUCUGCACCCAAUUAUUGUUACCGAUGUGGAAAUGUUGCCUCAAUACUAAGCUUCAAUGAUAAUAUGGAAAGAGAGGUGAAGUUUUUCACGGAGACCGAGGAAAACAACCAGAUGCGCGGACCCAGGACCGGCGUGCCUUAUUUUUUAUGA